GAGACUGCGCGAUGCGCUCCGCCUCAGUGCUGGUGCUGGUGCUGGCGCUGGCCUGUGCCAGCAACGAUCGCUGUCAGGAUGUGACGAACGAAAUGUGUGCCGGGCAGCCCUACAGCCGGGCCCAGAUGCCCAACAUUCUGAACCACACGACCGUGGAUAUGGCGGCGCUUGAGGCGCAUCAGUUCGCGCCGCUGGUGAAGGUCCGUUGCAGCCCUAGCCUGACGUCGUUCGUCUGUCUGCUGUACUUCCCUCCGUGCACAGUGCUGGACGCUGCGACGCCGCCGUGUCGCGAGCUGUGCCAGGCAGCCAGGGACGACUGCGAGCCGCUGAUUACCAAGUUUGGAUUCCGUUGGCCGUUCUCCUGCGAGCAGUUCCCGGCGGCCGGUGAGCUGUGUGUCGGGGCGCCGGAUAACGUCACGACGCCGCCGCCGCCAUCGCCGUCAGCUGGGACCACCGCUCUCCCGCCGUCAGCAGGGACGUCCGCCGAGCCCGUGCGGCCGACGCCGGCGGCCUGCGGGACGGCGCCGCCGCUGACCGACCUGGCCACCGUCGACCACAUGCUGACCCAGCUACUGCAGUACUCAGAGCGGCUGCAGAGGAUGCAAGAGCAGAGCCUACAAAUGGAGCAGCGGACACUCCGGCUGGAGCAGCGGAAGCUUCGGCUGGAGAUUGAGCUGCUGCAGCGACAGCUGCGCUCCGGCUAGGUGCGGCGGCGCCGGCGACUGUGGACGGGCAGCAGCUAUUCGGUCAGUUGCAGCGUCGUCGUCGGGAGGGCGGUAACACACGACCAGAG
This is a messenger RNA of Pollicipes pollicipes, 793 nucleotides long. RefSeq names its product frizzled-2-like. The coding region runs from base 12 to 704 and encodes 230 amino acids. Gene Ontology annotation, biological process: canonical Wnt signaling pathway; non-canonical Wnt signaling pathway. The transcript has 2 exons. The record is from RefSeq and is a predicted model, not a curated record. Gene Ontology annotation, molecular function: Wnt receptor activity; Wnt-protein binding. Lineage: Eukaryota; Metazoa; Arthropoda; Thecostraca; Pollicipedomorpha; Pollicipedidae. Gene Ontology annotation, cellular component: plasma membrane.